CAUGUAGGCCUAAGACAAGACCAAGAUGGAGGUCAGAACAUGUCGGGAUGAACCCGUCGAUCUCCGCCUGUUUUAAUUUCAUUAAAAUCGUCAUGCAGCUGCAAGGCCCUUGGCUUAAAUAAUAAUAAUAAUAAUAAUAAUGUAUUGGUACGGCACAUAAGGCUAGCUUGGACUUAUUACACUGUUAUUACUUUGAAGGGUUGAUUCGGCCUCUAUCAGCUAUUACUAUCAUCAUACUAAUCAUACCGUUAUUAUUAUUAUUAUUUAUAACAACAACAACAAUAAUAUAGGCCUACUGAACUGGAGCUUUAGUAGGCCUAUGUCAGCCAGACCAACACAUUAGUAGUCUUUGGUUACAAUCUGCCACUAACAAAUCUGUAUUUCUGUAGGCCUAAUUUCUUUCCCUCUCCAUUCUCCACACUUUUUGUAUGCAGACAAUUACAAUGAAUUGAUGGAAAAAAAAAUAGCAUUCCAGAAUGACGAGGACAUAUGGACCCCAAAGGAGGCACCAAAGAAGAGAGCCAGAAAGACCACAAAUGUAUUGAGUUCCUCGGAUGACACGGACCUUGAUGACAGUACACAAUUGUCAACGAACAAAACAAAGCAGAAAAAAAGGACAGAGGCCGCUAAUGCAGUGAUGGAAGGGUUGAAAGUGGCAUUGACUCGUCAGAGGUCUUCAUUGGAAGAGCACCCUAUGGAAGAUGACACUUCCGUAGAUAUGUUUGAUCAAGGGGAUGGCCAAGAGGCACCCCUGGAGCCAGAGGGCAUGCCAGAUGUGGUGGCCGCUCUCAAAGAGUUACCGACCUUAGUUCAGGCAGUCAAAGACCUAACUGCAACACUGCAGCAGAUGCUGCCACGCGGUUUCAGUACGGACAGCGACAGUGCCUCCAGCUCCUCCAGCACGGUGCCAGAGAAGGUCUCUCUGGGCAGCAUCACCGUGGACAAGGUGUGCUACAGCCGGCUGAACAGGAGCAGAAUGGCAUUGUUCGCCCAGGACCUGGCUGUCCUUGUUUUUGGGCGCGAGGCUCUCGGGCAGUCUAGCCUAACUGGCCUGGGGCGCGAAAAAGAGGCUUUGGACUCCCCAAAAUUGAACGCUGUGAUUGAUCAUGUGAUUCAGGAGUUUCCGGGGACUCCUGUGUCUGCCGUCCGGGCAGUGAUCCGGAGAAAAUGCAACAACGAGCAUUUUAACAGAAAAAAAUGAUUCAUUCCAUGUAAAUAAUUUCUUUUUGUUAGAAUGCUCAUAGGUUGUGGUUGGGGUUAUGUUUGUUGUUAGUUAACCCCACAUAGAGCAUAUGAGAAUUACACGUUUAUAGGCUAAUACUUGACAGGCAAUCAGUGGCGCACUGCGCCGAGGCGCCAUUUAUUUUUA
This is a messenger RNA of Engraulis encrasicolus (European anchovy), 1369 nucleotides long. RefSeq lists its product as uncharacterized. The coding region runs from base 452 to 1201 and encodes 249 amino acids. The transcript has 7 exons. Lineage: Eukaryota; Metazoa; Chordata; Actinopteri; Clupeiformes; Engraulidae. Gene Ontology annotation, molecular function: DNA binding. The record is from RefSeq and is a predicted model, not a curated record.